AUGGCGAAGCUUCGCUUCAUGCACCUUCUUUUGGUAUCGGCCGUCGUCAACGCAAACCUCGCCUCGCUAUGCCGCUCUGCUGUUGCGCCGUCGCUUUCUUCAUUCUCGGAUGAAGAGUGUUUGCAGACUCUGGCAGCGACCCCAGCGUCCCAGGAGCCUCAGAGCGCUUCGGUCGGAGAAGUCGUGUUGGAAGAGCAGCCGCAGGAUGAUAUAGCUCUCCACCAGAUGUGGGCGAGGCAGAACCUGACGCCGCCCGCCGAAGCAUCGCUUCAAGUCACCACCGUCACUAUCGUUCGGACGGUUACCGUCGAGCUUGCUAGCCGAACUGAGGUGAUCUGGGCGCCUCUUCAGCAGACCUUGACUUUUAUCAAUCCCACCCUGGUCUUUGAGACGAGCGUCGUCACCGCGUCCCAGCCUCGAGAUAUUGCAGCGAGAGACGCGGCAAAUGCAAUCGCAUCGGAUCAAGCGGCGAUUCCCGAAGUAUCCUCAGCCGACUUGUACUACCACGAAGGCGCUCAGCUCUCACCGCACCCAGCUCCUGUUCGACGGCAGACCCUGGCUUCAGUCAACAGGGUUUCGACAGUCACCGUCGAGAUCACGACCACAAUAGUAGCGAGCGGGACCAUAGUCCGUACUGUCACCAUCUUCAAUCCUGUGUUCGUCUCGGUCACUCAGACACCUACUCUUACGACGACAAUCUUCACAACCACGACCCUUCCUCUCGAGAAUACGGCCUCCAGCGUACCUGCCGGUGUACCAUCUCCACCGGCUAGCCAGAAGGCCAUCUCCAGUGACGACGCUCAGCAGACUGCAUCGUCCAUAUCCCCCGACCCUCCUUCUUUCACGGAAACGACGCUGGCAGCCUCCGAACCCCAACAGCCUUCAGUUGCCUCCAGCACCUUGGGCGCACCUGAAAGCACUCGCGUCCGCUCAUUAUCUGAUACGUCUCGCAGUAUCUCUACAUCAUCCUUGGUACUUCCAAGCUCGUCUACACCUGCGACCAAUGAAGGGACCUCGGCAAGAGCUGGGCCUGUAACGAGCAGCGGCCCACCAUUGAGAUCAACAUCGGCGACGGCUGCUCCACCAUUGACCGAAACUCUCCUGCCUUCGACAGAGCGCAUCUCCAGACCAUCUCUAGGUCCUGAGGCAAUCGCAGGCAUUACUGUAGGCGCAACGCUUGCUCUCACAGCUCUGAUCUUUCUAUUCCUCUGCAUACGUCGACAGAGAUCCAAACGCAGGCGACAUCUUCAGCUGAGCGAAGACGAUCGCCAGAUGACUACCGCUACAGUUGGUAACGCCAUCAUGUACCGAGCGACUUCUCACCCUCUAACAUACGAUGGACCUUGUCAAACGCCGCAAACUGGAGGAUGCAGCAGUAAGAGCUCCGAAGAAGAGCAGGUGCGAAUUGUCAUAAAGCCCAUCACCAAGAACAGAAGCAUGAGCAGUGUGCUCUCGGCACUGCCCAAGGUCUGGCCUCGGCCACCGGGGUACACGGGCAAGGCAUACAGUUUUUCUGCAGGCGGGAGCGGCGAAACAACUCCCAGAGAGCCUACAGGAUGGAGCGUUGAGAGCGAGUAUGGAAGCUCGGGGAAUCAGGAUGCCUCGCGAAGCGGAGGACCUUGGGAAGCCGCCGCUUGGAAAGGGCCGGCAGCAGCCCACCCCAUAGCAGAUGGUAGAUGUGAGACAGGCAGGAUCAGAUGA
Molecule: messenger RNA, 1701 nt
Organism: Colletotrichum phormii
Lineage: Eukaryota; Fungi; Ascomycota; Sordariomycetes; Glomerellales; Glomerellaceae
Exons: 2
Coding region: 1-1701 (566 amino acids)
Source: RefSeq, a predicted model, not a curated record